Rattus rattus (black rat) is the source of this 279-nucleotide messenger RNA. RefSeq names its product major allergen I polypeptide chain 1-like. Gene Ontology annotation, cellular component: extracellular region. The record is from RefSeq and is a predicted model, not a curated record. NCBI's taxonomy places the organism in Eukaryota, Metazoa, Chordata, Mammalia, Rodentia, Muridae. The coding region runs from base 1 to 279 and encodes 92 amino acids. Gene Ontology annotation, molecular function: steroid binding. The transcript is spliced from 3 exons.
AUGAAGCUUGCUGGUGCUCUGGUGCUGCUCGGGGCUGCCCUGCUCCUGACUUCAGGGGGAGAUUGUGGCAUUUGCCCAGUUAUAGAAAAGGAUGUUGACCUAUUUCUGUUCGGGACCUCAAAAGAUUAUGUUGACUAUGUGAAACAAUACAAAGAUAACCCUGAAGUAUUGGAAAGUACUGAAAAAAUCAAGCAAUGUGUCGACAGCACCUUGACAGACGAAGACAAGAAAAACGCAGCUGCUGUCAUCGAAAAAGUAAAAGCCAACCCCUUGUGUUGA